Messenger RNA from Oryzias latipes (Japanese medaka), 1283 nucleotides. RefSeq names its product ninjurin-1. The record is from RefSeq and is a predicted model, not a curated record. Gene Ontology annotation, biological process: cell adhesion; tissue regeneration. Gene Ontology annotation, cellular component: membrane. NCBI's taxonomy places the organism in Eukaryota, Metazoa, Chordata, Actinopteri, Beloniformes, Adrianichthyidae.
GAAGUUAGGAGCAAGAAUAGCUGUCAGACAGGUAAGUGGUGGCCACGCCCUCGUAUGUAAGGAGCUGUGCAACUUUGUGGAAGUCUUAGUUUCCUGAGAGCUCGUGGAAGAAAAGGAUGGCUGCACUAAUCGAGCUGAACGGAGAGGGAAUGCCUCUGAAAGAGACAGAAGGCGUCCAGGCCAGAUCACCUAAACGCAUGGACUUCAACAUAUAUGCCACAAAGAAGAGUGCAGCUCAGAGCAUGUUGGAUGUGGCUCUGCUGAUGGCUAACUCGUCCCAGCUGAAGACCAUCCUAUAUGUGGGACCACAGUACCGCUUCUACAUCCCCCUAAUUGUGCUGCUGGCCCUGUCCAUAACCCUACAGGUCGUAGUGGGGCUCUUGCUUGUUUUCAUAGGCAAGUCACUCACACUUUUCUGUUUAAAGACCAAAAGCUAGUUUAAGAUCUCUGCUCGAUCUGCACAUUGAGUGAAUCAGACAUUUUCGUUCGGGACAGGUAAUCUCUGGAAUCAGCUUCAGCAUUCUGAAACAGGUUUACUUUAUUGACUUUAUCAACCCCGCCCACCUGAAAAUGCUUUGACAAUAAGGGAUUGGUCAGACAAAGAAACCUGAAAGUGCUCCCAAUGGGACCCACUCAACUGUCAAUCAAAGUCCUUCAAUUUUCUAAACCCAACCCAGAGGUCAUGAGGCUGAUCGGGCCUAUCCCAGUCACUGUCAGGCAAAGGUGCAGCACCCAAUCAAUGCACAAUUAAAAAAAAAAGUCAAAAUAACGAUUUAAAAAACCCUCUACCUGGAGUAUUUACAAAUACCAAUUUAAGCAAAAUGCAUGAAAACAUUCUUGACUUAUUAGACUUGUUAAACGGAAAUAGGAAAUUGCUCACCGUUGACAUUAGCCUCCAGUGGUCGUCAGAGGAACAAGUUUUGGUACUUUCUGGUUUGUGUUCAAUUUAGGAACCGAGAAAAGGGAAUUAAGUUCCCAUUCAGUCUAGUAUAAAAUGGUUUAAUGUUACGAAAACGAUCCGUCUAAUUUGUAUGAAGCCCGUGACCUGACACAGGUAAGAAAAUGAAUGUUUACUUUCCACGAAAUAAUUCACCUGAUGAGUCAUUCAUAAACACGGAUGGCUUGCUUCCCUAUGUAAUAUUCUGAUAAACAAAGGCUGUGGGCGGGACCAUUUGUGCAGAGCAAGCCUGCCUACAUUUCCCAUCAUCCCUUUGUUUAAACUUUCUUCCCCCUAGCACACAGCCCCUUACAUCCCCAACCUAUCAUUACUGGUACAACAAAAA